AUGCGGUUUGCAGAGCUGGCAACCCUUUUGGUUGUUCUGCUGCGUGCGUUUGGGGAGGUGGAAAAUGAAAGGGCCACUCACCUCCAGGAGGAUUGCGCUGGGGUGGGUAACAUCGCGUGUGGAGCGCGCUUGUUCCAUCUCAGUGCAGCACGUCGUGAUGUGAAGUACAACCCCCUCAUGGACCUACUCACCGCUGCUGGCUUUUUAGCGGCCUUGCAGGGAGUGCCUUGCAAGCAAGUACGCACUCUGAAACAAGGGUUUGCAGCCAUGUUGCCAGGCCAUGCUGAAGAGGCACAACUGCAAAUCGAUCAGCGUUCCAUUGGGGAGCGCUUGGCUCGCUUGAAGUCCACCUUCAACUUGCAGGAACACCGUCCUACUGCAGCCCCCGAUACGUGUCCUGACCAGUUUACUCAUGCCACCAAGCUGCAUUUGAUCAGCCAUCAAAGAUUGCAAUCCACCCAUAGCGCAGUUUCCAGUGGUGAUUGCAUCCUUUCUCCCAUCCUGCGCAGGGCUCUAAAGGCUGCAAAGGAGGAUGAUGCCGCUUAUACUACCCCUGAUAGACCUACCCUGAGGAGGUGUAAGUCCAAAACCCCUGAGUCAGAGGCUGCACAGACCACAGGAAACAAAGGUCGGGGGAAAGGGAAAGCUUACAUGGCUCUUCUGGCCCUCAAAGGAGCUUUGGCCAAGGGAAAGGGUCGUGGCAGAGGGGGUGGAAAGACACCAGAUGCCCCAGAGGAGACACAACAAACAAAGCGAAAGAAGGCAAACAUGCCCGAUGUCAACAAUGAGACUCCCGAGGAACUCUCUAGCAAGAAGAAGACGAAGAAAGCAGGUGAGACUGCAGAUGACAGCCCAGAUGCUUGUGUUCCCAGUAGCGUCAACGCAGAUGGGACGGAACAUCAGAUACCUAGUGAGACAAAGAAGAAGAAGAAGAAGAAGCCGACAUGUGAGACUGCAGAAAGCCCAUGCGCUUCUGUGAACGCAGAUGGGACAGAAGAACUGACGACUGAGACGAAGAAGAAAAAGAAGAAGAAGAAUACAUGUGAGACUGCAGAAAGCCCAGCUGGGACUGAGGAACAGACAACCGAGACGAAGAAGAAGAAGAAGACUGCAGAAAGCCCAUAUGUGAACACUGAUGGGACAGAAGAACAGACAACAGAGACGAAGAAGAAGAAGAAGACCACAUGUGAGGCUGGAGAGAGCCCGGAGGAGACUGACCAGAAGUCGAAGAAGAAGAAGAAGAGCACAUGUGGGGCUGGAGAAAGCCCGGAGGAGACUGACCAGAAGCCGAAGAAGAAGAAGAAGACCACAUGUGAGGCUGGAGAAAGCCCGGAGGAGACUGACCAGAAGAAGAAGAAGACAACAUGUGAGGCUGGAGAAAGCCCGGAGGAGACCGACCAGAAGAAGAAGAAGAAGAAGAAGGCACCCGAAGAAUGUACCACAUUAGUGGUUGCCACCAAGUCGGGAUCGAACAAGACACCCAACACUGAAGAACCAGACCAUGAGGCUACUACCUACCCAGAAUCAGCGUCAGAAAGGCGAAAGUUGAAAGCCCAAGUGGACACAGAGGCCAGCUGCACUGCAAACAGUUUCAUCCAAUCAAGACUAGAAGAUUUGAAACAUGUCAUCAAGACGCCACGACAGUACCCACCUGCAAGCUAUAGAGACACAAUGGCAGAAAAGAAACAACUCAGCAUUGGCCAUUUCUUGGCCAAACAGGAAACGGAGGAGGAGAAGGCAAAGGCAAAGAAAGAGAAAGGUGCCAAGACUCCGGCCACAGGUGAAGCAUCUGACAGAGGAGCAAAAGGAUCUGAUAUCAGGAAGAACCGUGUGAAACAAGAUGAUGUCCACGUGGAAAUGCCACUCUUUGAGCUGGAAAUCCAGUAUGGUUCCACGGAAGCUGGGAGGGAAUACAUCGAGGACAUCAAGAAAUCCCAGCGUGGCAGGCCUCACCCAGACCGCCAGGUUUCAAGAACAACCAAGUAUCGGAUCUACAAAGUUUACAAGCACACAGAGCACAAGAGUGGCCAUGAAAACGUUGCGGAGACCAAGAUGUCCAAAAAAGCAGAGAUCGAAUUGAAUCCACCUGCAGCUGAUGGUGAUGAGUCCCAAGAAACAGGGACCCCUGGAGGAAAUUCAAGCCCAGCCGCUGAGGGCACCAAAAAAGCCCUUCAGGGAAUGUUUGACGCAAUGGUCCCUCUUUCAGGCAAGAAAUCUCGAAAGAAUGGCUCAGAUGAUGACAGUAGUGAUGAGGACAAACCUAAAAGAAGGAGAGGAGGUCGUGCUGCCCAGAACAGGCAGACACAGGCUGAAGAAGACCCUAAGGUGAAACAAGAAAAACAGGACAAGAAAGACCUCGAGAAAGCCAUCAGAGGGAUCAAGACACUGGCCAACAAAGCUCGUGAUGCCAGCCAGACUUUGCACGCUCUUGCAGGCAAUGAGGCAGGAUACCUGGGCUGUGACGCUAUGCGGGCAGAGUGCAUGGGCAUCUUCCAGGAUCUCAGUGGAAUGGCUUCGAAGUUGAAAUUCGAAGAUGCCGUGGAGUCUGCAAAGUCGGCUGCAAAUGCUUUGAAGCGCCGCAUGAAGAAAAAGGGUGACAAGCCGGACAAGUCCGACACUGCUUGGACGGAGGAGGAUUGGCUCGAAUGGUGGGACAAUGAGGCUUCAAUGGUGCGGUUGCGAGAGCUUACAAGUGCACUACUUGAGAUGCCUUACUUCCUGGCAAAUGCAUUCGAACACUCUGAGCUGGACCGCAUCCGACUGGGAAUGUUUCUUCCUCAUGAAGUGGUAUCAGCAUUCUAUCACUUUAGAUCUGGUGAUCUGUUCUUUGGCAUCCUGACUGGCACGCCGAAAGCGACCUAG
Messenger RNA from Cladocopium goreaui, 2862 nucleotides. The record is from the annotation of a GenBank genome assembly. Lineage: Eukaryota; Dinophyceae; Suessiales; Symbiodiniaceae.